Colossoma macropomum (tambaqui) is the source of this 3654-nucleotide messenger RNA. RefSeq names its product actin filament associated protein 1-like 1b (gene afap1l1b). Bases 351 to 2660 code for a protein of 769 amino acids. NCBI's taxonomy places the organism in Eukaryota, Metazoa, Chordata, Actinopteri, Characiformes, Serrasalmidae. Gene Ontology annotation, cellular component: cytosol. The record is from RefSeq and is a predicted model, not a curated record. Gene Ontology annotation, molecular function: SH3 domain binding. The transcript has 19 exons.
UGAGAUAUUUGUGUUAUAACUAACGAUUUGAGUUGAAUCUUUUUUUAAUGUUUAGAUUAAAAUCGGCCACAAUCACUUCUUAGCUGUAUCUCUCAGAUUCCACCACAAAAACAGGCUGGAAUGAGGAGGAGGACGGAGAGAAAAGGAAGGAGGGGGGUGGUUAAAACAGUGAGAGAAAGUAAAGCAUGCAUGGCUCUGCAGAUUGACGCUGUAGUAAAGACGGGCUGAGAGACACAGAAUACAUUCAGUCUUAUAGCAGCUCUGUGCAUUAAGGCUGCAUUUCACUGGAGAGCCGUUCAGCUGCAGUGAGGAUUAUCAGAGGAUUUCUGACAGCGUGUCAUUUUUGGAAAAUGGUGUUGUCCUCGCCCCCCUCAGCUGUUGAGUCUGCCAUGGAGCACCUGGUGAAGGAGCUGAACAUCCUGUUGAAGCUGCUGGAGCAUGAACAUUUGAGCUCAGCCACUGCAGAGAAGAUGACUGUGGUCAGGAACCUGCUGGGACAGUUACAACCAUCAGUGACAGGCAGUGACUUCAUAUACAUGAACACUUCGCUCUAUGGGAAUGGUACAAGCUUUGUGGAGUCACUAUUUGAAGAAUUUGAUUGUGACCUGAAAGAGCUUAGAGCUUCCCCUGAAGAGCUGAAAAACCAGGAAGAGGAAGAGACAUCAAAGCAUCCGCCCUCAAAAUCAAGCCCCACAGACACGCCCCCUCCACUGCCCACAACGCCCCCUCCUGAGGAUUACUAUGAGGAGGCUGUUCCGCUAGAACCAGACACCAUGCCUCAGUACAUCACCACCCAUAACAACUCCAGCCCACCGAAUUCAAUUGAGGAUGCCUAUUAUGAAGAUGCUGACAACAACUACCCAAUAACUCAGCUGAAUGGCCCAUGCAAGAACUCCUACAACGACUCAGAUGCUCUGAGUAGCUCUUAUGAGUCGUAUGAUGAAGAGGACGAGGAGGCUAAAAGCAGAGAGAGGACCCACCAGUGGCCCUCAGAGGAGAGUCCUGUGGGCCCAUUGAAGGACUGUCGCAAAUGUGCCUUUCUUCUGCGAAAGAAACGCUUUGGUCAGUGGGCCAAACAAUUAACCAUCAUCCGAGAGAACAGACUGCAGUGUUUUAAGAACCCUAAGGACCGAACUCCACACACUGACAUGCCUCUGAAUCAGUGCAGUGUCAUCUAUGUGUGUAAAGAUGGUCGACGCAAAAAGCAUGAGCUUAAAUUCUCCAUGCCUGGAGGAGAGUCCUUAGUGCUGGCUGUACCGAGCAAGGAGCAAGCUGAGAGCUGGCUUAAGGCCAUCCAGGAGGCCACUACUAUGGCCAACAGCACCAGUGCACUGGAGACAUCAUCUUCCCCCAUGGUCCCUCGCAAGACAGAGUUGGAUAAGAUGAUGGCUGCUGAUAGACAUACUUCGGAUUCUGACAGUAUUGCCAAUGGAGACUCUACUCGGGAGGGUGGUGAAAAUGGGAAGGUUAAGAGGGGAGCAUUCUCUGAGCUGACUGGGUCUAUGAGUCGCGCUGCUGGACGAAAAAUCAACCGCAUAAUCAGUUUCUCCAAGAAGAAGCCCCCUCUGCCUGGAGAGACAACCACCCUCUCCCACACCGACGACAACCCACGCUGUGGUUAUCUGAAUGUUCUGGUGAAUCAAUGCUGGAAGGAGCGCUGGUGUUGCGUAAGGGGUGGCACUCUGUAUCUCCAUAAAGACAGAGGGGAUAUCCAUACUCAUGUUAAUGCUGUGGCUCUUCGUGGUGUUGAGGUGUUACCUGGACUGGGGCCCAAGCACCCCUUCGCCUUCCGUAUCAUGCGUGAGGGCAAUGAAGUCGCUGCUCUUGAGGCCAGCUGUUCUGAGGAGAUGGGUCGCUGGCUCGGCGUGCUAUUGGCAGAAGCAGGUUGUGCUACCACCCCUGAGGCGCUGCACUAUGACUAUGUGGAUGUGGACACAAUCAGCAGCAUCAGAGAUGCAGCUCGCCACUCUUUCUUAUGGGCCACAUCCUCCAGCAGUGCCUCCACAGAUUCUCGCACCUACGACGAGGUUCCAUAUGAAAGCGCACAGCAGGUAGAGGAGGCUCAGCCUAAAUCAGGAGCCUCAGUGAAGCGCCACUCAUCUUUCUCCAGUGCGGACACACCAAAGGUCAACCCUCAAGUCACUGUGAAGAGGCACGGCUCUUCUGUGAAUCAGUAUGGUAAAUAUGGGAAGACGAGAGCAGAAGAGGAUGCACGUCGAUACUUAAAUGAGAAAGAGCAGCUGGAGAAGGAAAAGGAAGAGAUUAGAAAAGCUCUGCUGUUGCUCCGCAAAGAGAAGAGAGAAGUGAAAGAGAAGCUUAAAGGAGCUACGGGUAAGCAGCAGAAGGAUUUGGAGAAGCGUGUAGCUGAGCUGGAGGAGAGCUGCAGAGGGAAGGAGGCUGAAAGAGUGGAUCUGGAGCUGCGGCUUACUGAGGUGAAAGAGAACCUGAAGAAGUCUCUGGCUGGAGGUGUGCUGGGGACACCUACUGAGAAGAAAACCACAAACAAGGUUCAGAUCAGGAAAGCUGAAAAUCCUUAUGAGGCUUCUUUACCUGUGAACUGUGCUACUGAGAUGCGCAAGCGUCCUUCAUCUAUCUAUGCAUCCAGCAAAGGAAACGUCAUGCAGAAGGCAAAGGAAUGGGAGUCAAAGAAGGGGACUUAAUAUUAAACUCCUCUUAAAAAGACUGAUGAUCAGAGUCGUCUGGGGUAUCCAUGCUGUAAUUUGUUUGAAGAGACUUCAGUUGUGAAGUCUGAUCCGAUACUCAGCGUGUGCUAAGAGUUCAGUGGAGCAGAGUGCACCGUGGAUGGAUUCAACAGCUUUCUUGUGCUCAGCUUGUGUAUGGUUAUGUUCUUUUAAACAUUCGGAUGUUCUGUAUAUAGUCAUUUUGCAUGCUGAGAGAUACACGUCUGAAGAGGAAUUCAAAUGUUUUGGAGCAACUCCAUUAAGAAUCAAGACAGUGAAAGCAUGUUAUUAUGCUGUCUACUGUGGCAGUGCAUCAGCAUGACAGUUUACUUCCUAUUUACACAUCUCUGCCAACAACAGUGUGAAUACAGCUAUAUAAACCUGUUUUCUACUAGAAACAGGCUUUUCUGCAAGUUUUAGUGCACAAAUUUCUAUUUAUUUGCUGAGUUUCAAAUAUUGGGAAAAAAAUCAAACAUAAAAUUUAAAUGUGCUAUAACUUUUGCACAGGCCACAUUUUAUGUUUUAUUUUUCCCCAAAAUGUUGAAUUAAGCCAAUAAUUAGUACCUGUGCUUUAAAAUGUGCUUAAGUGUGUUCUCUAUAGAGGAUGUUUUAUCUUAUUUUCUACAAAACGUAAUUCGACCAGGGGUGCCCAAACUUUUUCAUACAACUGUAAAUAUGGACCUACUCAGUUUGUACUCGCAAACGAAAUGAUCAGUUCUAAAUGAAUAACAGCUGCUGUAAAAUUGUUUUGGAACAAACAAUGAAAGAUCCUGAAAGUUUUUUUGAAAGGAAAAAUAAGAUUGGACCUGUUUAAAGUGAAUUGUAUCAUAGAAAGGAGAAGUAAGUUGCUUUACUUUUAUGGAAAAUAUGGGAGUGAUAAAAAGGGAAAAGGGAAAUUUUAUAAAGCAGUAAUAAUUCUUGUCUAUAUACAGAACUUUUAUUAAGUUUAUUAAAUCCCUACUUCGGGACUGAA